Talaromyces stipitatus ATCC 10500 is the source of this 1564-nucleotide messenger RNA. Its product is annotated as C6 finger domain protein, putative. The transcript is spliced from 3 exons. Gene Ontology annotation, biological process: regulation of DNA-templated transcription. Gene Ontology annotation, molecular function: zinc ion binding; DNA-binding transcription factor activity, RNA polymerase II-specific. NCBI's taxonomy places the organism in Eukaryota, Fungi, Ascomycota, Eurotiomycetes, Eurotiales, Trichocomaceae. The coding region runs from base 23 to 1564 and encodes 513 amino acids. The record is from RefSeq and is a predicted model, not a curated record.
AUCUCCAGACAAGCGCAAUGAAAUGGUUGCAAAACUGAGGACACUGACCGGCUGUUUACAAUGUCGAAGGCGACGUAAAAAAUGUGAUGAGACCAAACCUGCAUGCGCUGGGUGCAGGCGAAAUGGGCUAUACUGCCAAUGGCCAGGACCAGAUUCCGUAGACAAGCGGUGUCGACGAUAUCGAAGAGCUGCCACGCCAAAGUCUCAAUCUCCGCCUGAACUGACUGCUCAUGAUAAUCGUCAAAUUCGGAUUCCAAAAAGCAUCAAGCAUUUCCAUCAUUCAUUUGACCAAAAAGGGUCGAUGCUUGUCGAGUACUGUCUGUUUUCGUUUCUGCCUUCUCAGUACCAUCAAGCUGCAGAUGGCAAGCCUACAGUCGAUCUAUCCUAUCUACGGUAUAUGUGUUUAGAAUCGCACCUAUUGCUGAAUGCCGUGUCUGCGUGUGCUAUGAUCACAUUAAAUACAGCAAGUAAAUUGGACCAGGCAUAUGACUCAUCUCACAGGUUGUAUAUGGCUGCCAUAUCCGAAAUAUCAGCAGGUAUUGCCGAGGGCACCUUGACUGGCACGGAGGACUCUCUUCUGGCAUCAGUCAUAUGGCUCUGUGUGUAUGAAAAUUCGAGAAUAGAGGUCAGACGACAGAGUUCUAUUCAUGCGGAAGCACUACGCCGCAUUCUCCUUUUGCGCGAGCCCAUGGACUUCCAACAUUCCUCCAUGUCAGAACUGGUUUGGGAGCGUAUGUGUGUCGAGUCUUAUAUAUAUCAUAGCGCUGUCACGACAUUGUUUGACGGUCAAGUAAGCUUGAUAGAAGAUACACUUAUGGUACUGAGGAAGUUUGGCACUCGCAUGUCAACUGCUACAGCUGAGAUCGACGUCUUUCAAAAGGCGGAGAGCCAGACAUCGCAAUCCAUUAUUCAGUCUCCAGUUCUUGGAGCUCCCUACCAAAUGUUCCUCUUUCUCGUCGAAGGGACUCGACUUGCACGUGACAUAUGUCCUGGAUCUGUCACUGACGAAAUACUCGCAUGGUCGCGUUACUACGCGGUCUGCAAGAUGCAAUUUACUCUUGAGGAAACUGCUAGCAACUAUUACGGUGACUCCCGCAGGUGGAUUGGGAAGUUGUACGCUGUCGGUAUUCGGGUUCUAUUUCUCUAUAUCCUUUCGGCUUCAGAACUAAAUCAUAACGAAAGCUUAGAACACUACUUGUCCUGGUGUACGGAGUUCAACUUGACUCUGAGUGAAGCUCGAAGAUUGUUGAUAUCAACUAGAGAUGAUAUUGGCAAGACGUGGGGCAAAUUCUUCCUAUGGCCUCUUGCUAUCAUCGGCGCUGUGCUCUAUGAUGCCAGUGAUAUUUCAGUGGUGAAAAGCUGGCUCGAUCGUAUCAUGCGCAAGAGCAACAGUAGCAGCGUUAUGGUCAUCAGAAAAGUACUUGAGGACCGAAUUUGGACUCAACAGCUUAGCCCUGGUGAUUUGGAAAGCCCUCAAAGUUACAUGCAGGGCCUGACGAUUAUGCUGGACACCAACAUUAUGAACGAGGGCGCAGCGUCUCUGACAUAUCAAUUCCCAUUGUAG